Molecule: messenger RNA, 4888 nt
Organism: Phodopus roborovskii (desert hamster)
Lineage: Eukaryota; Metazoa; Chordata; Mammalia; Rodentia; Cricetidae
Gene: Rnmt
Product: RNA guanine-7 methyltransferase
Exons: 11
Coding region: 170-1543 (457 amino acids)
Biological process (GO): 7-methylguanosine mRNA capping
Cellular component (GO): nucleus
Molecular function (GO): mRNA 5'-cap (guanine-N7-)-methyltransferase activity
Source: RefSeq, a predicted model, not a curated record
CGGCGCAGAGGAAGCCACGCUCCAAGGCCGGUUGCUAAUCCCGGGCGCACUCCCAGGAAGUGACGUAACAAGGCGCGCGUGGCGCCGGCCGGCGUUUCCGCAAACAGAAUCGUGGAUGACUGUGUGGUGUUGAUUCAUGAAGUUUUGCUGUCAGUUCAAGUAACCAGAAAUGGAAAGUUCUGCAAAAACAGACAAAUAUGAAAACAUGUCUUUUGACAAGGCAAAAGUAUCAAUAGAUUCUGAAACAGAAUCUUCUCCGAGUGUUAAUGAGUCUAUCGCUGCAUCUGGGCAGAAGCUUUCUGAAAAGACACCCACAGGUCAGCAAGUAGAUAAACCAAAAAGGAGAAAAGAGUUUGAAGAUGAUCUUGUCGAGGAAAAUUCAAGUCAUGUGGAAGACUCUCCAUCCAAGAAAAGAAAACUUGAUGUUGAAAUCCUAGAGGAAAAAUGCUCUGGAGGUGAUGGAGCUGAUUCAAAGAAAAGGAAACUGGAAAGGAGUGACGUUUCUGAGGAUGCUGCAGAAAAGCGGAAAAAGCUGGUGGAAGGUCACAGCUCUGCCGUUGCUGCCCACUAUAAUGAGCUUCAAGAAGUGGGUUUGGAGAAGCGCAGUCAGAGUCGCAUUUUUUACCUAAGAAACUUUAAUAAUUGGAUUAAAAGUAUUCUUAUUGGGGAAUUUUUAGAAAAGGUACGACAAAGAAAAAAUCGUGAUAUCACUGCUUUGGACCUGGGAUGUGGAAAAGGCGGAGACUUACUCAAGUGGAGAAAGGGGAGAAUUAGCAGGCUAGUGUGUGCUGAUAUUGCUGAUGUUUCUAUGAAACAAUGUCAACAGCGUUAUGAAGACAUGAGAUGUCGUCGUGAUAAUGAAUAUAUUUUUAAUGCAGAAUUUAUAACUGCAGACUGUUCAAAGGAACUUUUGGCUGAAAAGCUUCGUGAUCCAGAAAUGUGCUUUGACAUCUGCAGCUGUCAGUUUGCUUGUCAUUACUCCUUUGAGACCUUGGAGCAGGCUGAUAAGAUGCUUAGAAAUGCUUGUGGAAGGCUUAACCCUGGGGGCUAUUUUAUCGGUACCACUCCCAAUAGCUUUGAACUGAUAAGACGCCUUGAAGCUUCAGAAACAGAAUCAUUUGGAAAUGAAAUAUAUACUGUGAAAUUCCAGAAGAAAGGAAGUUAUCCUUUAUUUGGCUGCAAAUAUGACUUCAACUUGGAAAGUGUUGUGGAUGUCCCUGAAUUCUUGGUCUAUUUUCCGUUGCUAACUGAAAUGGCAAAGAAGUACAAUAUGAAGCUAAUUUACAAAAAAACGUUUCGGGAAUUCUAUGAAGAAAAGAUUAAGAACAAUGAAAACAAAAUGCUCUUGAAACGCAUGCAAGCCCUGGAGCCAUACCCUGCAAAUGAGAACUCUAGACUUGCCUCUGAAAAGGUUGGUGACUAUGCACAUGCAGCAGAGUACAUGAAGAACAGUCAAGUGAGAUUACCUCUGGGAACCUUAAGUAAGUCAGAAUGGGAAGCUACAAGUAUCUACUUGGUUUUUGCCUUUGAGAAGCAGCAGUGAGCACUUAAUUGUCUCAGAGCGCACUCCAUCCUUACAGAUGUCACAAACCAUCUCAGAUACAUUUGACAGCUGUUUGUUUAUUUUAAUAGUAAGUUCUAAAUGUGUAGGAUGCUGCCAAAAAGUCCAGUGUAAAAAUUUGACAUUUACUGUCUAUGUCAGGUUAGCUUUGUUCUCUCUUUCUCUCUCUCUCUCUCUCUCUCUCUCUCCCUCUCUCUCUCUCUCUUUCUCUUUGUGUGUGUGUGUGUGUGUUUACGAUCUAUUUUUAAGUAAUAUUUUAAGAAUUGUUUCCCUCUACUGUCAAAACUAUAACAAAGCAUGUCAGAGCAACUGACAUCUCCACAGUGCUGUGAUUUGCUGAGUGUUUACAGAGUUGACUUUACAGCAAUUGUAGAAUUAACAGAGGAGUGCUAGUUUGCCACCAUGCACUUGAAGUUUUGUUACAGUGUUUUUCAAUAUUAAAUGGAUUGUGUUCUAUACAUUUGAAUGUAAGUGUUCAAUAUAUAUUGCUAAAGGUAAAAGAUUGAAAUCUGAUUUUAGGUUUUCAUAAGAGCUACCUGGCUAAAUUUUGACUGUUUGAAUAAAAUAACUAUUUGCUAAUACAAUGAAAUUUUGAGACUAUAGAAAAUUUUCGAUGGCAGCAUAGAGAUAUUUUGGAAUGGUUUGGUAAUCUGUGAAGAAUUUCCUACCAUAGCAAUUAAUAUGUCCAACUAUUGAAAUUAAUUAAGGUACUUUCAACUUUCUUCAUUGGACAGUGAUUCCAUGGUUAGAUUUUCUUACGAUUUUGUGAAAAUGCCAUGUCAUAAUCCUGUUACUUAUUGUCUUAAAAUGUGUAUAUGCAAGUGCAGCAGCAGUAGGUAGCGCAGUAAGAAAAGCAGGUAGAUUCCUCACCAAUAAGAGAUGUCAGUUACUAAUGCUGUGUCCUUCCAGUCAAAUAGGGACCCCUGCUCCCCUCUUCCGCAUUGCUACCUCACACAGAAGAACCCACUGUUCAGUUGUCAUUCAAACAUGCACUGUUGAGGUUAAUGGUAUACAGGUUGGCAUGGCUGCCUUCCAAAUAUUUACUUGCUGUCUCACAACCAUUAAAAUAGUCAUUAAAAUUGUCAAUUAUAGAAUUGGCUUCAAGAGCUGAUAUCUGUGUGAACUGCUGUCUUACAUUUAAGAAACUUGAUAGCCUUUAGGUACAUCAGGAAACUUGAGAGCAGUACCAUUAUAUAUUCUUUUAAAAGUCAUUUAUUUAAAGGACAAUUUACAAAGAUCUUGCUUUGUAUAAAAAUCUGUAGUACUUACUUUAAAAGUAGCCUUGGGGAUGGAGAGAUGGCUCAGCAGUUGAGUGCUGGCUACUCUUACAGAAGACCUAGGUUCAAUUGCCAGCACCCACAUGGCAGCUUAUACCUGUCUGUAACUCCAGUUUCUGAGGCUCUGACACCAUCUUCUGGUCUCCAUGGGCACCAGGCAUGCACAUAGUGCAUAUACAUACAUACAGGCAAAAUACUCAUACAUACAAAAUAAGAAUAAUUGUUAGUAAAUUAAAAGCAUACUCAGAUUAUAUAUUGUCACUACUCAUAGUAUUAGAGUGUAGCUUUGGUGCAGGGUUUGGGCUGUGGGGAUGAAAGUUCUUGUCUUAGAAAUUCAGGCUCAUUUUAUUCCCAGGGAAGGUACUACUAAGUAUUCCUGAGGAUGGUUUGGCAGGUAGGGUAAGCUUUGUUACAACUCUUGAUCUUAGUUAAUAGGUAAUGCAUCAAUUUUUAGUCUUUUUCUGUCCUUUUCAUUCUAUCCUAUGGGUUGUUUUAGAGAGAAUAAUUCCUCAAAGGGUGGAGGAUAGUUAUUCCAAGCAAUGAGAAGAGAAAUGUGGAGUUCCAAGACCCUUUGCUGAGGAAUCAUAGAGAACUGGACUGGGUCUGAGAUAGACUCUAGUCCUUACACCUACUGUCAUAGACAUAGGAGAGUUCCCAUGAGACCACCUUACAGUACUUGUACCUGAUAAGAAAGGCAUGGGUUUUCAUUACAGGAUCCAGGAAGAACCCCUUAUUUUGGGUUCAACAAUGAGAAUGAGUCAGAGGAGAUGUGUGGACACUCCCAGACCUGCCACAUAGGGUACCCUCCAAGGUUGAGUUUCAAAAUGAACAUCAGGGACUGGAGACAUAGCUCAGAGGUUAAGAGUUGUGCUGCUCUUUCAGAGACUAGAGUUUGGUUCCUAACACGUAUAUCAGGUGGCUCAAAACUGCUUGUAGUUCCAGCUGCAGGGACUUGAUUACUUUCUUCUGGGUUCUGCUGGCAUGUGCACACAGGCACAAACAUGCAUAAAUCUUUAGAAAUGAAGAUCACCUGGGCCAUUUGUGAGAAUGUCACAACUUGAAUUGGAGAAAGUUCUUGGGGACAAAUCUGUAUUGUAGUAGAACCUAAAAUGCUGACAUGAAAUUAUUUGGGUCUAGAACUUACUCAGGGAAACACUCCAGUGUAUACAGUGCUGAUGAAGAGAAACUAAGGAGUUUGUCAGUCCCUACCAAUCUUUUUAGGGUCCUGACCUGUACAGCGCCUCAAGCCUGCUGGAGCUGACCCACACACCACUUCAGUUCUCCUGAGCACCUCACAGACUGCCUCUCAUCUGUAAGAGAAGGUUAUGACUGACUAGAGUCACCCAACAAUGAUGGACCUGUAUGAUGGCUGAAUGGCACAGAGAGAAUAGAAAUUUUCUCAAGACCAAAGGAACAAAACAUUUCCAGUCUAUGAUAGGCCUAGACUCCUAUUCUCACAUACUUCUGAGGGUGGAACAGGCGAGUCCUACAGCCUGAGCUCUUAGUUAUCGAGGCACCUUAACUUAGAUAUAUUAAUUCCUGAGUAAGGUGAUCCAAUAAAUAGGGUGCCCUGGUAGGAAACAGAACUAGACAAGGUACUCUUCAUGGUGUGGUGACCUGGUCCUCUAACCAGGCUUGUGGGAUCUGCACACUGCAUGUGAUAGUGUCCUCCUAAACUUACUGUGUGGAUGUAUCAGUGUAAGAGAGUCUCUAAGAUACAGAAAUUCUGCUUUUGUGUGAGUAUAGGCAGGCCUCAUUUUGUGGAUUUGCUUGUUUAAACUCUGUUCAAAGUUAUAUCUAUACAAGCAGUCAGAUUUCUCACAGACAAAACAUAUGUGAAUUCAUAAGCCAGGAGUUGGAGAUGUCUUUGUACUCACUACUGUCCCAUCCACAACAACCAUCCAAUUCUUAGCAAAAAUCUGGUUUCAUCUGGCUUGAAAUAUUAUGUGACUGAAAUUAAAAAUACACUCUUUGGCUUUCACUUGUCAGUGUUCAUGAGAUUCUCAUGAUUGUACAGUAUUUCAUUGUGUGAAUAAACAAUAUUAUCCAA